Messenger RNA from Paramecium primaurelia, 367 nucleotides. The record is from the annotation of a GenBank genome assembly. NCBI's taxonomy places the organism in Eukaryota, Ciliophora, Oligohymenophorea, Peniculida, Parameciidae.
AUGGCAAAUUAAAUUUAAUUCAUUGACCAUAGCAAGUAUUUGUGUAAAAUAUAUAUUGUCAUUAAUAUAUAUGUAAUUAGUUUUUAAUAAGUGAUAAAUUUUAGAGAAAUUCUACUUUGUUCAACUUUGAGUGAAAGAGCAGUUAAAAUAGAAUUUUAAUAAUAUGUAAAAUCAAUAUUGAGAUAUAUAUAUAUAUAAGUCAUGUCCUCAUUUAUAAUCAAUAUUAAAAUUAAAGUAAUUAAUCUAAACUGGAUGCAAGAUUGAUGUUAAUACAAAGGGAAUUAUAUAAAUAUACCAAGUUGAGUUUAAAAUUAGAUAUAGGAAUCAUAACAAAUUAAGAUGUUAUGUUGCAAAUUUGUAAUUUUGA